This is a messenger RNA of Macroventuria anomochaeta, 1364 nucleotides long. RefSeq lists its product as uncharacterized. The record is from RefSeq and is a predicted model, not a curated record. The transcript is spliced from 5 exons. Bases 126 to 1106 code for a protein of 326 amino acids. NCBI's taxonomy places the organism in Eukaryota, Fungi, Ascomycota, Dothideomycetes, Pleosporales, Didymellaceae.
CCUUGAUGCUCCCUAUCUGCAGUCUAAUGCCCCCCUUCUUCCUCCCUCCUCAACCCCUUUUUUCAGUUGUGCUGCUCACGAUUCGCUCCUCACAAUUGCGUGUACUACGACGUUCCUUUUGAACAAUGGAAACACCUUGCAUUGCUUUAAGCGUAGCAAAAGGGAACAACUUUGCAUGGCAGCAGGGCUACAAAGAUGUCGACGACUCUGAGUUAGAGACACUUCUUACGAUCAGCAGGGAACUUGUACGUUCACUAGAAGCUGAGGUUCAAGCUCGUCAGUUGUCCACAAAGCCGCAGCUAUCGAGCGCCCUUUCGGAAUGUAUCCAGAAAUUGAAUAUGAGCAUCAAAAAAUGGAGAGUUCUAGGGCGGUUGGACAAGAAAGAGACGGACCUCCUUCGUGCAGCCUGUAAUGCCCUGACAGUCGAACAAGCAACGCGCGAUGGACGGCUUUAUCAAACCUUCCUUUGCGACGUCAACCGCAACUGCAAUCGUACCUCAGCAUUGUUGUGUGCAGCAAGUCUGGGCAAACAAAGGAUUGUAUGCUUGAACGUUCAAGAAAGGAUAAAUCUACUACAACAUCUCAAGCUCACUCAAGACGCUUUGGCUUUGCCCGCCCUGGACUUGCUCGCAGAGGAUCAGCUACCUAAAGAGAAUUCAUCUGGACGAAGCCUAAAAAGGAAAUUCUCCACAGAGAUGGGAGACACAGUCCUACUCAAGAGAAAAUUCGAACCAACUCCGUUCCCGGUUGCUGACAACUCUCGUGAGUGUCGAGGCCUAGAAUGCCGUUCCGAUCCUGGCAAACAAGAAAAUGGAAGCACUGAAAACAAUACUCAUAGCGAGGUUGCGAGAACUCUGACAGGCUCAGUGAUCACCUCGGGUCCAGGAUCGAUUGAGACAGCGUUCUUACUAUCCCCCGAGACGUUUGAACAGAUUUGGAGUCAUUCGCACGAAUGGCAAGCUGAAGAGCUUCAAACAAGUAUUUUGACCAUUCCAGCGGAGGAUCGCGUGGCCUCAAUUGUUCACUCGAUUCCUCGAUCGAACGCAAUCAGGUUUGGUCGCCAGUUUGGUUUGCCAAAGAUAUACCCGGCUAGUUCAAUGCCAUGAGUUUGCUGUCAACCAACAUGGCCUCGGUCAGACAACCGGCUGGCACCAGACCUAUGUAGGUCCCUUCCUCUCCAACAACGUCCCAGACUAUUUUUUUCGUGUCGUCUUUGUCUCGAACUCUUAUGCAUCCGAUUCGGGAGGACGACGCAGAUGCUCUAAAGAGAAUGAUACGGGAUUUCGAAUGCUUUGGGAUUUCAUCUGUGUAAUAGUAUGUCCAAUCAUCGUCGAAAGAAAGCUCUUCGAGCGCUAAACCAAACU